AUGCCGGUGUCGAGUCUGGCGCCGAUGCUGGACUACUCCACAGAGAUGGACCGUUACCGUUCAUCUAUCGCCAGCUUCUACAAGACCAAUGCUGGGCGCCAUGGCGACAGGGCCCUGGGGCUGCCACGACAACAUGAACAUGAACGUGAAUAUGAACCACCCAGCGGCCAUGUUCUGGGGCCGACCCAAACCCAUGGCAACCGCCCCGACGCACCACCACCACCACCACCAUCACCCUCGGCAACGCCAGGGCACAUGACCUCUUCACACCCCCACAGUACCAGCAUGCACCAGGGCGGGGGGUCGGCAGGGGCAGGAGGUGGAGGUGGAGGUGGGGGGAGCAGUGAGGGGGGAGGAGCUGAAAAACACGGACACACUGCCUCCUCACUUCCUGUCACACAGGGAACGGCACACCAUCACCCCAUGGCGCCCAGCAAUGGGAACUUCCUCCCGGGUUAUGGCGGAGGGGCAGACUGCGGCGUCAUGAACAAACAGGGGCACGCCCACCCGGACAUGAUGGGCCUAUCAGAGGGCGGAAACUGCAAUGGGGGAGGGGUUAUGGGUAGUAGCUUCCUGGGGGGGCUGGGAUUACCCCCCGGGGUCAUUGUCAUGGCGAUGGGGUCGGCAGGGGGCGGGAUCUCAGAUGCCAGCAGCGCCUUCCAGAUGACAGGUGGCCAGCGGGCGCUAACAGACUGCCAGCAGCACGCUAACUCCUCCCCCUGCCCCUCCUCCUCCUCGCCCUCGUCAUCAGGUGUGACGGCGGGGGGCGUGGCCUUGUCGUCAUCGUCGUCGUCGGGGACGGUGGCCAAGAGAAAGAGGAAGCGGUGCGGCGUGUGCGGGCCCUGCAGGCGGCUGAUCAACUGCGGCGUCUGCUCGUCCUGCCGCAACAGAAAGACGGGUCACCAGAUCUGCAAGUUCAGGAAGUGCGAAGAGCUGAAGAAGAAACCGGGGGGAGGAGGGGGGGCGCUGGAGCCCAGAUCACUGCCAGCGAGGCAUGAGCUGGAAGGCAUCGCUCACCCUGCUGAGUGUGUGUGUGUGAAUGCUGUGCAGAUGGUGGGUGGUGAAAAGCGAGAGCUCGGUCCCUGCUGA
Molecule: messenger RNA, 1089 nt
Organism: Micropterus salmoides (largemouth bass)
Lineage: Eukaryota; Metazoa; Chordata; Actinopteri; Centrarchiformes; Centrarchidae
Product: CXXC-type zinc finger protein 5-like
Exons: 4
Coding region: 1-1089 (362 amino acids)
Cellular component (GO): nucleus
Molecular function (GO): zinc ion binding; methyl-CpG binding
Source: RefSeq, a predicted model, not a curated record